AUGACGCUCCGAAUGCAACACGAACUGGUACAUGCGAGUGUGUCAGACCACGAGAUGUCUACAUCCUCGUUGUCUGGAGCAUUCGCUGCGAAAGCAAACUCGACAGCUGCUGCUGAUGACAGCGACAUCGUUCUCAGAUGCGGCGAUCGCACCUGGACAGUCUCAAAGAGUGCGCUCGUUGCCCACUCCAAGACCUUGAAGAGCGCGCUCGAAGGCGAGUGGCAGGAGGCGUCCGAAGGUGUCUAUCACUUCAGAGACGACGAUCCUGCUGCCGUCGAAGCCAUGGUUGCCUUCAUCUCUCGUGAUGGAGUUUACCCCUUGGAAGAGGACGACAGUGACUCUUCGGUCAUGGACGAGGAUGACAUAAAUCCUUCGCUCACGGACGAUUCUGACCUUAGCUCUUUGGUCAUCAGCGAGGACGACAAGGACUGUCCGAUCACGGACUGCAAACUGCACCUCAAGGUCUACAACUUCGCCGACAAAUACGACAUCACCGCACUCGCGACCGUCGCUGCUGCACAGUUCACCAGACUUGGGUUUUCUGAUGUUCUGCGCCCGCAGUUUUCCCAAGUGAUCCGCGAGCUGUACGAGAACAGUCCCGACAACAGCACCACACGCGAGAUGAAGGUCUCGGUCGUCAGCGCCUGCGCCAAAUACGAAGGGAUUAUGACGGGGGGUUUAUACCAGUCUUUCCGAGAACUCCUCACCGAUAUCAUCCCUUUUGCUCUUGCCUUCCAGCAAGAGGUUCUUGCAAACGACACCGAGAGACAAAAGCGAGCCAUCGCAGAGGCUACGCGUCAGCAGAAAGAAGCCAUCCGUGCGGCGACCACCUCGAAGCUCGCAACGUUAGACGCACAUAUCGCCUCGCCUCGACAUCCGUGGGCGAAAAUCGAGUGCCAGAAUGAGAACUGCAAGGAGAACUUCGUGAUCCACUGGAUCCAUGGUUGGUCGGCCAAAGCCUACUACUGUCCGUAUUGCUUGACGCCAUUCACGAGGAACUCGCAUCGAGUGUUCACGUGGGGCGAACCGCAAGACCGUGUGAAGAAGAUGGGCGGUUGA
This is a messenger RNA of Zymoseptoria tritici IPO323, 1059 nucleotides long. RefSeq lists its product as uncharacterized. The coding region runs from base 1 to 1059 and encodes 352 amino acids. Gene Ontology annotation, molecular function: protein binding. The transcript is spliced from 3 exons. NCBI's taxonomy places the organism in Eukaryota, Fungi, Ascomycota, Dothideomycetes, Mycosphaerellales, Mycosphaerellaceae. The record is from RefSeq and is a predicted model, not a curated record.